AAGCUGCACAACUGUCAAAAAUUCGCAUCACUUUUCUAAAAUCUGCGAGUAGGUUUGUUCUACAGAGCACCACCUAUAUAAUUAAAACGUCUUGGCCCAGACCUAAGAUACAAGGUUAAUGGUAAAAGGAAAAAGGUACAGGGUACGAUAGAGAGGAGUAGGUAAGAUUUAUGGUGGCCUGGUGGCUAAGAGUAGAUGGUAGAUAGGAACGCAUCAGCGUACUAGCAGGAGCAACGAUGUCGAUGACCAAGACUUCGCAAAGUUGCGAUCUGGCAACGGAAGAGCCACCUCCGGGAUCGUUGGAAUGGGCGAACUAUGUUCGAGCCAAAUGGCAGCUGCCGGCGGUUGAUGGAGAAGGACACGACGAGUUUCUCGACGAUGAUGACGGCGAUGAGAGUUUGGAAGCGACGGACGAGGCGACAGAAGAUGAGUAUGCCAACAGUCAACACCUCGAAAUCAAAGAGCAAAUGUACCAGGACAAGCUGGCGAGCCUGAAGAAGCAAAUACAGGAGGUGCGCUCUCGGUCACACCCGGAGUACGUGCGGCGUGUCCGGCGCCUGCAGGAAGAACUUGAUGAUCGACUUCUGCUAAACGAGUGUUCCCGGGAAUACCAGAUCAGCUGUGCCGAGCGGGAUUGUAUACUAGAGAAGAACGCGGCGGCAAAAGAAUACGAAGAGAAAAAGGCAGAGUUGAAGGAGAACUUGGUGAACGAUCUGGAGGAUCGGAAAAAGAUGAUCGAGCUCGAGUUUUCGACGAUGGAACUAAAUGGGGACUCGAUCGACGUGAAGCCGACUGUGACACGGAAGCUGCGGCGCCGACCGAACGAACCGCUACCCGUGCCUGAGAAGCGCCGCAAACCCACUACCGGCCAGUUGGUCUUCCUGCUCGACGAGAAGGAGGUGGAGAACGAUUUGAAGCUGAUAUCACGUGGCAAACCCAUCCUACCGGCCCGAGGACAGCAGAACUCGAACGGUGGUGCAUCGGCCAGUAACCUAUCGGCGGUAACCGGCAACAGUGCGGUCGGCUAUUCGAGCUCCGCUUCGUCCGCUGUCGUCGGUGUCAGUGCCUUGGAGCACAAUGGAACAGCUUCCUAUAGUAGCAAUGGCGGUCCACUAAACGUAAAACUAUCCCAAAAUCCGACACAAUUGUCUGCCAGCAGCAUUCAACAACAGCAACAGCAGACGCUGGCCGACACACGUAUUGAAGAUGGCAAGCUUCUGCACGAGCGUCGCUGGUUUCAUCGUGGACAACCAGUCUUCGUUGAGGGCAAAGAAUUAUCGCGUUUCUCCGCCAAUAUAUCCGCCAUCGGUAGCGAGGCUAUUUGGGUGAAAAAAACCGUCGACGGUCAGAAGUUUCGUAUUUUUCUCUCACAUCUGCGCCGCGGCAAGGUGGCCAUUAAGCGAAGAGCGAACUAGAUUCUAGGAAAAUGGUGUUUCUACACGCACGCUUAAAUAUCUUAUAACAUGGUAUGUAGAAACGCCCUUUUGUUUGAUGUGUCUUGAAUUUGAAGUAUUGUUUAUUAAAGGGCAUCCCCUAUUGUCAUUAUUCACGGCCAAAGUGCGUACGUUUUUAAUGACUAAGGCAAAACCCGCCUCUCAACAGAAGGAAAUAAAAUUGGAUU
This is a messenger RNA of Anopheles darlingi, 1621 nucleotides long. RefSeq names its product sin3 histone deacetylase corepressor complex component SDS3. Gene Ontology annotation, biological process: negative regulation of transcription by RNA polymerase II. The record is from RefSeq and is a predicted model, not a curated record. Gene Ontology annotation, cellular component: Sin3-type complex. Lineage: Eukaryota; Metazoa; Arthropoda; Insecta; Diptera; Culicidae. Bases 237 to 1415 code for a protein of 392 amino acids. Gene Ontology annotation, molecular function: histone deacetylase binding. The transcript is spliced from 3 exons.